AUGGAAAAAAUCAAGUAUCGUGCAGUGAUUGAAUUUUUAUUUUUUGGAGGUUUAAAAGUAAAGGAAAUUUAUGAACGAAUGUUGAAAGUGUAUAAGGACUCUUCCCCUUCAAUUAGUACAGUACAAAGAUGGGUUGCUGAAUUUAAACGUGGUCGUACAAGCCUAGCAGACGAUCCACGUCAAGAUCGUCCAAAAACAGUAACAGCCCCAGAAAUCGUGGCAAAAAUACAGGAUAUGGUAUUGCAACAUCGUCGAGUGACUGAAAGAGAUUUAGUAGAAGCCCUAGGGAUCUCAUUGGGCAGUAUAACCAAUAUCUUGACUGAAGUAUUGGGUUUCAGGAAACUGUGUUCACAAUGGGUCCGAAUUCUCUAA
Diabrotica virgifera virgifera (western corn rootworm) is the source of this 372-nucleotide messenger RNA. RefSeq names its product protein GVQW3-like. The record is from RefSeq and is a predicted model, not a curated record. The transcript has a single exon. The coding region runs from base 1 to 372 and encodes 123 amino acids. Lineage: Eukaryota; Metazoa; Arthropoda; Insecta; Coleoptera; Chrysomelidae.